GGAUGUAGUUCUCGUUCGUGCUGCACGUUGUUCUGCAGCAUGAGCAGCAGCCCGUCCUGGUUGUGAGAGCAGAUGUCUGUAGAGAUGGUGGAGGUGAGAUCAGCCGAGCCGCUCCGGCCUGCCGGGAUCCUACAACAGAACCGGGUCUUCCUCGACUUCUUCUGGGACCUGGCCAAACCGGACCAGGAGGUCCGGCUGAAGGCGGUGGAGAACCUGAUCCAGUACCUGAAAACAGAAAACAAGGCUGAUGAGCUGGAAUACACGUUUAAAAGGCUGGUGGACGGAUUGGCCCACACUCGGGAGACAGCCAGACCUGGGUUCAGCCUGGCUCUGGGGCAGGUGUUAAGUGCCUUUGAAGACGUCUCCCUGCAGAGCAUUCUCAACAGGAUCAACGAAAAACACAACUUACAGGCUGUAAAAAAGAAACUUGCCAGAAAUGCAAUGUUUGGGAACCUGUUUGGCGUCCUCGCUCUUCAUCAGUCAGGACGCCUCGUCAAAGAGCCACAGGUGGUGCUGGGAUGUGUGCAGCUCCUUCAGACUCUGACCCAGCACAAACAGCACCUGAAGGACCUGCCAAGCAAGACCAUGACAGACAUCCUCACUGAGAUACCAGAGGAGGUGUUUGAGGAGGUCCUGCUGGGCGCUCUGCAAGCCGACCUGGCGUCGGCCUUCAGGACUCCAGAGCAGCUGCAGCUGCUGCUGGUGGCCCUGCAACGCUUCCCGCAGGCGCUCAAACCCAAGAAGCUCAAGAAGCUGCUCGGCUCCUCCACCAUCAUCAAUGCAGACAACAUCCCAAAGUUGGUGGAGGUUUUAAAGAUGGCGGCGCGCUCAGUGAAGAAGGAGCUUGUCCUCCCCUCCGUGGCCGUGGACCUGCUGAAGCUCUCUCUGAAGGAAGACAGCUUCCAGCUGUUCUGGAACAAAGCCAUCACCGAAGGCAUGUUCAAGGAGCCAUCCGGACCGACGCAUUACCUGAGCUUCCGUCUGCUGGGCAGCGCCCUACCUUUGCUGUCCUUAUCCCAGCUAAAGGAGGUUUUAUCCGGAGAGGUGAUGAUGCACUACGGCGAACACGUAGUUUCAGCUCAGAAACCGGACCGUUUCAAACUGGCCCCGGAAAUGGACGCCUACGUGUCGGACUUCCUGCAGGGAUGUCGGGACCCUGAUAAACAGCUGGCGGUCGUGGUGAGCUUCUCCUCGCUGACCAACAAUGGUUACCCCGUGGUGCCGUCAGUGUGGAGGGUGGUGCAGCACCUGGAACCCUCGGCUCUGCAGAGCUACGUGAAAUGGCUCAAAGGGAUGUUCCUGCAGCCUCAGACGGACCAGCUGCUGGAUUUCAGCACCCGCAAGCAGAAAGACAAGCAGGAGGGCAAAGAACAGAAAGAGAGCCCCAUAUUCCGCCUGAGGAAGUGGAUUGUCUCUCGACUCGCCUCAAUCAUUGACAACCAUCAGGUGAAGAAACAGGAGGAUCUUAGCAUGGACGUUGCCAGGUUUGUCUUUUUCCACGCUUUCUUCAGCACCAAGAAGGCGGCUACCUCCGACAUCGCAGAGACAAGCGGGAAACUUUCUGUCCCACUGGAUGAUAAAACCAGAGGAGUGCUCGUUAAUUCAUUCUUUGGACUCCUCAUGUCCAUGCACCACAUGCCACCGAGCGACGACAGCACGGCCGUCAGUCAGAAGCGAUCACUCGGUGUAACGUCAGACGGCACCAUGUGGAUCUACCACCUGGUCCAGUACGCCCAGCUCCUGCUCGGCCAUCCCAAACAUGUCCAAAGCAUCCAGCCUUUCAGUGCCGAACAGAAACAAGCCUGGGACGGGAUGCUGGUGUCUGUGGCCAAUCUGAAGAAAAAGGCUAAGAAAGGCGCGACUGCGGAGAGCGGCGCGUUCCAGCAGCUCUUCCUGCUGGUCGGCAUGCAUCUCUUCAAGGCUCCGGAUGAGCUGUUGGACAUCAUGAAGGACCUGCAGAGCUGCAUGGACAAAGCCCAGGAGAAGAAAGCCAAGAAGAAGAAGAAACAACAAGCCACAGAGCAGCAGGAGGAGGAGGAGGAGCCAGAGUGGGUGGAGGUGAUGGUGGACAUACUACUGUCCCUGCUGUCCCAGCAGAGCCGACACAUCAGGCAGGUCUGCAGGACGGUCUUCUCCUCCAUCUGCCCCCACGUUACUGCAGCAGCACUCACCGCCAUCUUAGACGUCUUGGACCCAGACAAGGAAGAUGAGGAGGACGGCGCUGUAGUUGUCACUGACGAUGGAGACAAAACACAGAAGAAGAACCUGAAGGAUGAUGAUGACGAGGAACAAGACGAAGACAUGGAGGAUGACGAGUUUGACAAGUCGGAUAAUGAUUCUGGCGAGGAGGAAGCAAUGGAGGAGAAUGAGGAGGAGGAAGAAGAUGAAGAGAUGGAGGAGGGAGAGGUGGACCAAAAUUUUCGCUUGGAGCUGAUGAAGGUCCUGCAGCAGCAGAACGCUCUGGCCACCGAGGAAAACGCCAGCAGCGAUGAAGAUCUGGAUGAUGAAGCCAUGAUGAAGCUCGAUAAGAGCCUGUCAGCGCUGUUCUCGGAACAGAAGAAGAAGGUCCAGGCAAAGAAAGAUGAGAAGACGAAGCUGCAGAAGGAGAGGGUUCUGGUCCGAGACUUUAAGAUUAAGGUGUUGGAUCUGGUUGAGGUGUUCGUGGCCCGGCAGGCUGGCAGCCCUCUCAUUCUGGGUUUAGUGGAGCCUCUGCUGAACAUUAUCGACAGAGGAAUGAGCUCCGGGAGUGACCAGCAGGAGCAGGACUUCCUCCGGAGGGCUGCAGAUAUCUUCAGGAAUCAUUUGUGCAGGUCCAAAGUUUACUGCAGGACCGCCGGUGACAGGCAGGGGGAGCUCCACGACCUGCUGGACAAACUGAUGAGUAAAGCCCAGAAGCUGUCGGACUCCUCUGUGUGUCUCUACUACUUCAGUGCGUCUCUUUAUGUGGUGAAAGUGCUGCGUGGAGCUCUACCUGCUGAGACCAAAGAAGAGCUGACAGCUGACGGAGCAGCAGCAGCAGUAAAUGAUCCCAAGUUUAUGGGGAACGUAGAUGUGGAUCGGGUGUCGCGCCUCUUCAGAGAGGCUCUGAUCUCCUUCAUGAGCCGAAGGAAGAGUCCUCUGACCUCUCAGAUGUUCAGCGACUUGUUCACCAGAUUUCCCGUUUUAUGUGUGAACCUCCUGGAUACAGCUGUGCAGCACAUCACGUCAGGAGUCCGAGAACAUCAGCAGGGUCAAGCGUGUGUGUUGGUGUUGCGGGCGAUGCAGAGCAGGGACGUCCAGCAGCUUCUGAGCAGUGAUGAGUGGACGCAGCUCUGUGAGAAGGUCUCAAAGCAGCUGGGUUUGAGUCUUGGUCAGGUGGACCAAGCUGAGAGCAAGGUGGUCAAAGAGAAGAUGGUUAAAACCCUGGAGCUCUGUCAGUUUGUGGUAAAGAACAUCCAUCAGCAGAAACUGUCUGUGGACCUGGAGCCCCUAAAGGAGGUCCUACAGUCCUUGACCAGCCAUGUCACGUUCAAGAAGACUGGAAAACUGGAGGAUACCUACUGGGCUGUGAUGAAACACUUUGGAGUGAUGAAGCCCAAAGUUGAGAAGACAAAGCCCGACAAGGACAGCGAGCAGGAAGCUGCUCCCAAGAAGAAGAAAGGUUUCCUGCCAGAAACAAAGAAACGUAUAAAGCGCAACAAACCUGUUCUGGAGCCAGCAGCAGACAAGUCGGCCUCCACCAACAAACCAGGGGAGCAGAAGGGACACCCCAAAAAGAAACAGGACAAGAAGACUAAACAGAAACGACCAGCUAAUGGCGCGGCUGCUUCACAGUCCAACCCGGCCAAGAAGAGCAAAACACAACCUGACAGCAAAGCUGGCAAGAAGAAGAAGAAGAAAGCCAAGCAGAAGAAGGGAGGAGAGCAAUGAUAAUGUGGACUAUUUAAACCGAGACAAAAAAUCUUCUUUUAAACAGCCAGUUUUUUUUUUUUUUUUCGCUACCACCUCAGCUUUGACUGUAUGUUUACUCCAAUAUACACAAAAACUGAGAUGUGUAAGAAGUGUAUUGAAAGAUUAUUUUUUCUAACAUGUGACUGCUGUUGAUUUAAAAACUGUCUGAAACAAUAAAAAAUGUGUUUCUCAGCCUUUAAA
This is a messenger RNA of Girardinichthys multiradiatus, 4131 nucleotides long. RefSeq names its product MYB binding protein (P160) 1a (gene mybbp1a). Lineage: Eukaryota; Metazoa; Chordata; Actinopteri; Cyprinodontiformes; Goodeidae. The record is from RefSeq and is a predicted model, not a curated record. Gene Ontology annotation, cellular component: nucleolus. Gene Ontology annotation, biological process: regulation of DNA-templated transcription. The transcript has 27 exons. Bases 73 to 3909 code for a protein of 1278 amino acids. Gene Ontology annotation, molecular function: transcription factor binding; RNA binding; transcription corepressor activity.